AUGACAGAAACCGUCCCGAUCCCAGAGCCUCCGGCCCUGCCUCUUAUUGGACAUAUUGGUACAAUAGACCAGACUUUCCCACUGGGCUCUUUUAUGGGCCUGGCCGAAAAGUACGGUGAAAUCUAUCGCCUGCAGUUCCCUGGAAGAAAUGUGGUGGUGGUAUCGACGCACGCCCUUAUCGACGAAGUGUGUAACGAGAAGCGGUUCAAGAAGGUUCCUGCUGGCGCCUUGAAGGAGAUCAGGAAUGGUGUGCACGAUGGCCUCUUCACCGCAGAGCUCGAGGAGCCGAACUGGGGUAUUGCCCACCGGGUCCUGAUGCCGGCUUUUGGACCUAUGAGCAUCCGAGGCAUGUUUGACGAGAUGCACGAUAUUGCGACGCAACUAGCAAUGAAAUGGGCUCGUUACGGAUCAUCCUCACCAGUCAUGGUCACGGACGAUUUUACCAGGUUGACCUUAGACACCCUCGCGCUCUGCGCAAUGGGCUUUCGUUUCAACAGCUUCUAUACCAAGGAGCUGCACCCUUUCAUUGAUGCCAUGGGUGACUUCUUGACGGAAUCCGGAGCCCGUACGCAACGACCACCAUUACCAACAUGGUUCUAUCGAAACCAGGAGGCAAAAUUUUGGGAGGAUAUUCAGACACUUCGUACAACUGCCCAAGAGGUCCUGGAUGAGAGGAAAUCAGGCGACAGUGACCGCAAGGAUCUCCUUGCGGCUAUGCUGAAGGGCGUCGACUCCCGUAGCGGCAAUCACAUGACGGAUCAGUCCAUCAUUGACAAUCUGAUUACGUUCCUUAUUGCUGGUCAUGAAACGACGUCUGGCCUUCUCUCAUUUGCUUUUUACGAGCUUCUCAAGAACCCCGCGGAAUACAGGAAGGCGCAACAGGAGGUUGACGAGGUCGUUGGUAAAGGACCAAUCAAAGUUGAGCAUAUGUCAAAGCUCCCAUACAUCAGUGCAAUUCUACGUGAGACCUUGCGUCUGCAAUCACCGAUUGCGAUGUUUGGCGUGCACGCAGUGGAAGAUACAGUUUUAGCAGGGAAGUAUCCAGUUCGCAAGGAGGAUCCAGUGGUCUUGCUGAUCAAGAAGUCGCACCUUGACCCUGCAGUCUAUGGUGAUGACGCCGAUCAGUUCAAACCUGAGCGUAUGCUGGACUCGGAGUUCGAGAAGCUGCCCAAGAAUGCUUGGAAGCCUUUCGGUAACGGUGUAAGAGGAUGCAUAGGACGUCCCUUUGCCUGGCAAGAGGCGCUACUUGUGAUGGCUAUGCUCCUGCAGAAUUUUAACUUCGUCCUGGAUGACCCGAAUUAUCAUCUUGCCUACAAGCAAACGUUGACGAUCAAGCCCAAGGGCUUUCAUAUGAGAGCUAUGCUGCGUGACGGUUUGACGCCUACCACGCUUGAGAAGAGGUUGGCCGGCCGUGCUUCUGAGGAGAAGAAAUCGUCUCAGGCUGAACAGCACGCUCCGAUCAACGCCAAACCCACUGGCGAGGGAAAGCCUAUGACUAUCCUCUAUGGCUCAAACAGUGGUACAUGUGAAGCUAUGGCCCACCGUAUCGCUGCAGAUGCUCCCCAGCAUGGAUUCCAGGCAACAACUGUUGAUUGCAUGGACACCGCAGCAAACGGCAACUUGCCCAGGGACCAGCCCGUUAUUAUUGUUACAGCGUCAUACGAGGGUGACGCGCCGGACAAUGCACGCCAUCUCGUUUCUUAUCUCGAAAGCAUCGAGGACAAGUCAGCAUUGAAGGAUGUUUCUUAUGCUGUGUUCGGCUGUGGUCACCAUGAUUGGGCUUCGACCUUCCACCGUAUUCCUAAGCUAGUCGACAAUAAGUUUGAGGAGAAUGGUGCUCGCCGUUUAGCCAAGAUGGGUGUCGCUGAUGCAGGCGAUGGUGAAAUGUUCGUUGCUUUCGAGAGUUGGGAGGACGAGACCCUCUGGCCGGCAUUGGCCGAAGCCUAUGGUAUAACGAGUGACCAGGAGUCGAUUAAGCAAGGCCCUUCGUUGAAGGUAACAGUGACCACUCCUCGCACAUCAGCUCUUCGUGCCGACGUACAACAAGCCGAAGUUAUUGCUGCAAAGGUUUUGACUGCAGAAGGAGAGCCUAUCAAGAAACACAUCGAGAUCAAGCUUCCAACGGACACAUCAUACAGAGCUGGAGACUACCUGGCAAUCCUGCCCAUCAACCCGAGGGCGACAGUGUCACGUGUGCUAAGAAAGUUCGAACUUCCUUGGGACUCCCACCUCAUCAUCGAAGCCGGUAGCCAAGUUCCUUUGCCGACCAAUUCCUCGUUGCCUGCUAGCGACAUCUUUGGUGCUUACGUUGAGUUGGCCCAACCCGCAACGAAAAGAAAUGUGCUUGCUAUUUCCGAGGCUACCGAAGAAGAGAAUGAUAAAAACGCCUUAAAGAAGCUCGCAAGUGAGGCAUAUGACGACGAGGUUUCCGCCAAGCGUGUGUCCGUUUUGGACUUGCUGGAGAAGUUCCCGUCUGUCAAAUUGCCGCUUGGAUCAUUCCUGGCCAUGCUCCCCCCUAUGCGUGUCCGCCAAUACUCAAUUUCAUCAUCACCGAUGUGGAAGCCAACGAAUGUCACCCUCACUUUCUCGCUUUUGGAGGAACCCUCCAAAUCGGGCCAGGGCAAGUAUCUCGGUGUUGCGACAUCUUACCUCAACAGUCUCCAACCCGGUGACAAGCUCCACGUCUCGGUCCGACCCUCGCAUGCCUCUUUCCACUUGCCCCAGAACCCAGAGCAAACGCCAGUCAUAUGCGUUGCCGCCGGUACUGGUCUGGCGCCCUUCCGUGGGUUCGUACAGGAGCGUGCAUCCCUGAUCGAAGCUGGUCGCAAGAUUGCACCUUUGUUCCUCUACUAUGGUUGUCGGGAGCCAGGUCGUGAUGAUCUCUACUCGGACGAGUUUGCAGCGUGGGAGAAGAUUGGUGCCGUGAACAUCAGGCGGGCAUUCUCACGAACGCCCGAGAAGAGUGAUGGCCAUAAGUACGUCCAGGACGCCCUAUGGACCGACCGCAAGAAGAUUGCAGAGCUGUGGGAAAACAAUGCGAAGUUGUUUGUGUGCGGGUCGAAGCGUGUUGGCUCGGCUGUGCAAGACGUUGCAUUCAGGAUGAGGAGUGCUGGAGCCAAACUACAUGGUAAGGAGCUCAGUGACGCAGAAAUCACGGAAUGGUGGAAUGAGCUGAGAAACGUGCGUUAUGCUACUGAUGUUUUUGAUUAA
Messenger RNA from Truncatella angustata, 3210 nucleotides. Its product is annotated as putative bifunctional P-450:NADPH-P450 reductase. Gene Ontology annotation, cellular component: cytosol. The transcript has 4 exons. Gene Ontology annotation, molecular function: NADPH-hemoprotein reductase activity; flavin adenine dinucleotide binding; heme binding. The record is from RefSeq and is a predicted model, not a curated record. Bases 1 to 3210 code for a protein of 1069 amino acids. Lineage: Eukaryota; Fungi; Ascomycota; Sordariomycetes; Amphisphaeriales; Sporocadaceae.